AGUUUGGUCUUUUCGAGUUUCCGUAUAUACAACCACAAUAAUAUUCCACGACCCUCCGAUACUCCUGAUAAGCAUCCAUGUAACUAACUACCGAAAGGUCACGAGUCUGUUCAUCAUCUACUGAAGAUGGAUCCAAUGGAUAAAUAUAGGACAUAUGAAAGCAGUGGUCAACCAGAAGAGCUUUUUGAUCACUCACUGCAUUGGAGUGAGGUUAAAGAGGAGGCUGAAGAAUGUCCGAUUUCAGCUGUGUCUUUAGGAGUUGAAACAUCCCAGGUUUGUCUAAAGGUGGACCCUGAUGAACAAGAUCCCUCAUUUAGCACAGUUUCAGACAUCUAUGGAGUCACAGAGCAAGAGCGUGGACAUAAAGGCAUGACAUAUCUCAAAGUAAAGGUGCUGCAUUCUCCAGUCCCAGUCAAAGAGGAGUCUGAAGAAUGCUCCCAUCUGCCAGUAGAUGAAGAGGAAGUUGCCUUAAUUACAGUGAAGAAAGAAGAGAAUGAAGACUGGUUGAAGUCAGAAGAUGAGGAUGUUGUGAAAGUGCCAGUGCCUUGGGAACCAUUGGAAACAUCAUCAUCAUGCUCAGAUACAGAGGACAGUGAUAUGGAAAGUGAUAAUGUGAAAGACUGUGAAAACCAUGAGAGUGACAUUUCAGGAGGUUUAAAGAUUGAAGAUUGUAGCAGGAUUGAUCCAGUGAUGAUGCCAGUUACAGAUGUGAAAGCUAAUGCUGUCGAUUUCAGUGAAUCUAAAGGGGGGUCCUCCUUCUACCCAUGCCCCCAUUGUACACUUGGUUUCACCAUAGAACGUUUUUUCCAUGGGCAUCUCAAGAGGGCCCACCCUGAAGAGUACAUUGCUCUGCUGAAGUCUGGGGAAAUAAUAGCAACAAAAAAGAAGUGUUCACAGCUGCCCCCAGCCACAUGCCCGCAAUGUGGCAAGAGCUUCUCCAAUAAAUAUGUUAUGGAAAAGCAUCAGAGGAGUCAUACAGGAGAGAAGCCAUAUCACUGUGCAGACUGUGGGAAGAGCUACGUCUUUGCUGAUUCACUCAAAAAACAUAAAAAAAGAUGUGGGAAAGGAUUCCGAAGACAAACCCAUCUGACCAGCCAUGAAACGAUCCCCACAGGAGAGAGACCAUAUAAAUGCUCUCAGUGUGGAAAAGGAUACCGAACACCAGCCAGUCUAAAAGCACACCAGAAAACCCACCCAGGAAAAAAGCCUUAUCAGUGCUCUCAGUGUGACAAAUGUUUCGGCUUUUCCAGAGACCUUAAGAGACACAGAUGGACUCACACUAGUGAGAGACCAUAUAAAUGCUUUGAGUGUGGCAAAGGAUUCGUCGAACAAACCCAACUGACUAGCCAUGAGCUUAUCCACACAGGAGAGAGACCGUAUAAAUGCUCUCAGUGUGCAAAAGGAUACCGAAGACCAGCCCAUCUAAAAAGACAUAAAAUGAUUCACACUUAAUGAUUGCCUCAGGGGUAAGAAGUAAUUCUACUGGCUGGAAGAUUUGAUAACUUGGAACUUUGAUAUGCCUGUAGAGUAUAUCAACUCUGGAACUUUGAUAUUCCCGUAGUAUAUAUGUUAUGUAAAGUUCAACAAUAUAUUGGAAAAUUUGCUACAUUGAAAAUGUAUAUACAGUGGGGCAAAAAA
This is a messenger RNA of Salvelinus namaycush (lake trout), 1638 nucleotides long. RefSeq names its product zinc finger protein 79-like. The transcript is spliced from 6 exons. Gene Ontology annotation, biological process: regulation of transcription by RNA polymerase II. The record is from RefSeq and is a predicted model, not a curated record. The coding region runs from base 127 to 1452 and encodes 441 amino acids. NCBI's taxonomy places the organism in Eukaryota, Metazoa, Chordata, Actinopteri, Salmoniformes, Salmonidae. Gene Ontology annotation, cellular component: nucleus. Gene Ontology annotation, molecular function: DNA-binding transcription factor activity, RNA polymerase II-specific; RNA polymerase II transcription regulatory region sequence-specific DNA binding.